Messenger RNA from Xenopus tropicalis (tropical clawed frog), 2001 nucleotides. RefSeq names its product secretory carrier membrane protein 2 (gene scamp2). Lineage: Eukaryota; Metazoa; Chordata; Amphibia; Anura; Pipidae. Gene Ontology annotation, biological process: protein transport. The record is from RefSeq and is marked provisional. Gene Ontology annotation, cellular component: membrane.
UCGCGACCGAGUUGGAGAUCCGGCAGCAGGCAGUGGCCGUCUCGCCUUGCCUCUACAGCCAUGUCCGGAUACGAUACGAAUCCCUUCGCGGACCCAGUGGACGUGAACCCUUUCCAGGACCCUUCUGUGACACAGAUUACAGCUGGCAACCAUGGCAAUCUUGAAGAGUUUAACCCAUUCUCUGAAGGUUCUCAUCUGACAAAUCCCAAUCAGAAAACAAUUCCAGCGCAGCCUGCUCAAUCCCAGCCUGCUGUUCUCCAGCCCUCAGUUGAGCCUACACCACAGGCUGCAGCAAUGGCUGCACAAACAGGACUUCUACAACAACAGGAGGAGCUGGAGCGGAAAGCAGCAGAUUUAGACAGGAAGGAGCAAGAGAUGAGGAAUGUGAAUAUUAACUUAAGACAAAACAAUUGGCCUCCACUUCCUCCAAAAUGUCCUAUUAAGCCAUGCUUCUAUCAGGACAUUUCUGUCGAUAUUCCUGCAGAUUAUCAACGUACCUGCAAAAUGCUUUACUAUUUAUGGAUGUUACACACAUUCACCCUUUUCCUUAAUCUACUGGCCUGCCUUUCUUACUUUACUGCCGUGAGCACUGGAGGGGUGGAUUUUGGCUUGUCCAUACUGUGGUUUGUUAUGUUCACACCUUGUGCCUUUCUUUGCUGGUAUCGACCCAUCUACAAAGCAUUCAGGACAGACAGCUCCUUCAGCUUCUUUGUCUUUUUCAUCAUCUUCUUCUGCCAGAUUGUCAUUUACAUUAUCCAAGCAGUUGGAAUACCAGGUUGGGGAGACAGUGGUUGGAUAAUGGCUCUUUCAAUGAUUAAAACAAAUAUUGCUGUCACAGUUAUAAUGAUAGUAGUGGCAUCCUUCUUUACAGUCUGCAGUGUAUUCUCACUGUUCCUGCUUAAAAGGGUUCAUUCCAUGUACCGUAGAACAGGUGCUAGCUUUCAGAGAGCACAAGAGGAAUUCUCACAAGGCAUUCUCUCCAACCGCAAUGUUCAAAAUGCUGCUGCAGGAGCUGCCACUGCUGCUGCUAGAGGAGCCUUUCAAGGAAAUUAAUCCCAUUGUAUUUCCUUCUGUCUUUCCCUCCUGUAUUGACACAACACAGUUUCAUAAGAGGGAUAUAUGAUUUCUGCUUAGAUCAAGCCAUUAUCUUUUUAUCAUGUUACCAAUGGCAGAAUACAGCACUCCCAAUCUUACCCAUUUCCCAGUGGAAAAAGAGACUAUAAAAUUAUAUAUAUGUACAUAUAUAUAUUGAAAAUGGUAAAAUAAUUUUCUUGCUGUGUUUUCUGAUGCUUAAUUAACUCUCUUUAUCUUGUUACUUGCAUUCCAUGGAGAAUGUGUUUCAAAAUGCAGAUUAGUGAAAGAUUUGAGGGUUUCCUGUUUUAAAACGCCUUACCCAAAGUCAUUAUCUGGAAGAGUUAUGGCUUGUGCAGGAUCUGGAACAAAUGGUUGUGAAAAAAAAUCCAACAUUUUGGAUCUGUGCUAAAACUUCUGAAGCUGAGCAUCUUGGUUUGCCAUGUUUGUGAAUGGAAUUAUUUAAUAUUGCUGCAAUAACUGUAAGCUGGAUAUAUACCAGCAAACAUUUUAAAUUCCAGUGUUUAUCUAUGGAGGCAGCCCAAUGGCAGACAUUAUUUUAUAGAAUUCUGAUAUUUUUUUUUUAAGCUGAGCUAGGAGUUUUCAGAAAAGUUUUCUUUAAAAAAAAAUGCAGCCACUGUGUAGACUUUUCAUUUCUAACCACGUUUAUAUCUUAAUUUCCUGGCAUUAAAAAUAGUUGAACGUUUUGCUUGGAAAUCCACUUUCUGAGUUCUUUGAUAGUAAGCUAAUGGUUAAGUGAGUUUUGUGCCUUAUUACUUAAAUAGUAAUAAAUAGAGAGGUAAUUCUGUUUCUUUUGGUUGGAAUUAACAAUGCCUUGAUGUUUUAUAAGUGCACCAGCUUUGUACAAAGAACUCCCAAACCAUGUGGGGUCUACUGGAUAGAAAUCUAAAUAAAUCAUUUUCUACAGUA